Molecule: messenger RNA, 792 nt
Organism: Lytechinus pictus (painted urchin)
Lineage: Eukaryota; Metazoa; Echinodermata; Echinoidea; Temnopleuroida; Toxopneustidae
Exons: 1
Coding region: 1-792 (263 amino acids)
Biological process (GO): retrotransposition
Cellular component (GO): ribonucleoprotein complex
Molecular function (GO): single-stranded RNA binding
Source: RefSeq, a predicted model, not a curated record
AUGUCUGGGAAGAGAAAGUCGUCGAAAAACAACUCUGGUGAUGACGUAGAGACGAAUGAGAGCUAUCUUCUAUCACUAAUCAAGGAUGAGCUAGGGAAACUCUCCAAUUCCUUGAAUGCUAAGCUGACCGUUUUGGAGCAGUCGAUCGACAGUGUACGAGAGGGACAAAGUAGCAUUGUCAACUCGCUGUCGUUCCUCAACGAGAAAUUUGAGGAAAUGAAGUUGAAGGCCGAGAAGAUUGAAAAGGAGAACAGAGAACUGAGGGAGCAGAACAUCUGUCUUCAGAAGAGGUUCAGUGAGUUGACCUUCCAGCUUAACGAUCUUGACCAGUACCACAGGAGAGUCAACUUGGAGGUGGCAGGUGUACCAGAACGACCGGGAGAGGUUCCUGAAAGGAUCAUACUCAAUAUUGCAAAACACAUCAGCCCAGAGCUUGCAGCAUCCGACUUCGAUGUGGUUCAUCGGCUGGGUUCCAAGCGCCAAGCUGAUAACAGAGCCCGUCCAAUCAUCGUGCGAUUCACCACAAGACGUGCUCGGAACAUCAUGUAUGAUGGAAGAAGAAAGCUGAAGACCCUCAGCACAAAAUAUCUUGGAUACAACAGCGAUGGCAAGAUCUACCUCAAUGAAAACUUGAUCGCUUCCACUAAGGAGCUAAUGAAAGAUCUCAACAAGGCCCGCCGAGAUGCCGGAUACAAGUUCUUGUGGACCCAGAAUGGCCGAAUCUAUGUAAGGAAGGAUGAGAAGUGUCAACCCAUCAUCAUUCAUUCCAGAGAGGACUUUUCCAAACUGUAG